Lycium ferocissimum is the source of this 1539-nucleotide messenger RNA. RefSeq lists its product as uncharacterized. Bases 1 to 1539 code for a protein of 512 amino acids. The record is from RefSeq and is a predicted model, not a curated record. The transcript has 4 exons. Lineage: Eukaryota; Viridiplantae; Streptophyta; Magnoliopsida; Solanales; Solanaceae.
AUGGUAACUGCUUUUCUCAAGAAGUGGUACCCUCCUAGCAAGAAGGCUAAAAUUCGUGACAAGAUCUAUGACUUUAAGCAGCGACCGGGGGAACAACUAUAUGAAGCUUGGGAGAGAUUCAAGGAGUAUUUGCAGAAGAGUCCGAAUCAUGGUUUAUCGGAGCACAUAUGUUACACCUCGAAAAAUUUCCCGUUAGCGUGCAGUGAACAGACUAACGAAGGGUAUGAUGCUUGGCACUCAAACAAUGUUGAUGUUGUACCUUAUGGUAGUGCUAUGAUCCAGAAUAUGGUAAAGGAGAAUCUAGAUACCCAGCAAACAUUGAUAGAGCUUGCCACAAAUAUUUUCUUGCUAACAAAGAAGUUUGAUGAAACCCAGAUUAAGAAGGUAAAUGUUUGUGAGGAUGAUACAGUUAUGCCAAAAGGGAUGUACCAGACUCAAGAUGGUCCGUUUCAUGAUGGGCCUCCUAUGCAGGUUGAAGAUGCUAACUAUGUGAAUAACUCUCAAGGGGGUUAUCAAAGACAGAACUACCAAGGUGGUUACCAGAAUCAGAAUCAAUGGAGACCUCAGCAAGGUCAAGGUGCUUAUAACAACUCAGGGAACUACAACAAUAAUUAUGGUGGUGCGAACCAAGGGAGCUACAACAACAGUAACAAUUUUGGGAACAAGAGUUCUAAUCCUUAUAUACAACCGAAAGGGCAAUCAACAGAGCAAGCGGCUAUUCAGAAGCUUGAGUCACAGAUGAGGGAUAUUUCUAGAGAGCAGCACCCUCCUAAAAAGGGAGGACUUUCGAGUGACACUAUUCCGAAUCCGAAGAAUGGGGGAGGCGGUGUAGACCGUGUGUUUUCCAUCACUACUAGGAGUGGUAAAAUACUCCAAAGGGUUGAUAAGAAGGUUGUUGAUCUUGAGCCGAUAGAUGAAGAGGAAGAGGUGCAGUCUGAAACACAAAUUAUUGUUAAUGAGAAUCCUACUGAUAAGAAGGGUGCUAAUAUUCCAGAGAUUGUGAAGGAGGCUAAUAACACGAGCAAGCAGACUGCAAAAGGGGCUCUCCGCCCUUGGAAUCAGCUUUUCAAGUCUAAACCUCCCUUUUCUAGAGAACACCUUACCAAGAAGAAAACGGUUCAACAUGAAACCGUGAGUUUGACGCACACUGUGAGUUCCAUCAUCUCAACUACUACUGUUCAGAAAAAGGGAGAUCAUGGGGCGUUCACCAUUCCUUGUUCUGUUGGGCACAAUGAUUUUGCUCGAGCUUUGUGUGAUAAUGGGGCGAGUAUUAAUCUGAUGCCACUUGCUAUAUACAAACAAUCAGGUUUGGGGAUGCCAAGGCCAACUACUAUGAGGGUACAGAUGGCUGAUAGGUCUAUCAAAAGGCCUGUUGGUAUGGUUGAUGAUGUGCUUGUGUGGGUUGGUGAAUUUAUGUUGCCCGCUAAUUUUGUGAUUCUUGACUAUGCUGUUGAUAGAGACAUUCCUAUUAUUCUGGGGAGACCCAGAAUAAUAGGGAGAGCUCUGAUAGAUUUGGAGAAAAAUGAAAUCAAGUUAUGA